CAAUUCGAACAAGAGGCUGACGCGGAAGUCUAAAGCCGCACCGUUUUUUCAAUAACCGGCAUGUAAAUACUACUUGAUAGCGUUUUGCAUCGACAACGCUAACGUGGAUUUAAUGUCAGCAAUAGCUUAUUUCGAGGUGUUGAACCUUGCUUAGCUUCAAUAUUAGCCGAUAGCUGCCUUGCGUGUGGCUUUAAUGUGUGUGCUCAUAUGAAACGGUGUCCCAAUUGAUCUGCUAAGAUGCUGCCCAACGGUCCAAAGCUGCUGCUCCUGCGGCUAUUUUCCUGUGUAACUUUUAUUUUACUUUUUCAAGUCACUGACGCCAAGAAGGAUUUAAAAAGCGCCUGUUCCACCUGUCAGCAAAUCACCGAUAAUUUCAACAAGGGCUUUGACAGAACAGCGCGGCAGAACUUCGGAGGGGGGAAUACCGACUGGGAGGAGAGAACGCUGUCUAAAUAUGAGACGAGCGAGAUCCGUCUGAUGGAGAUCGUGGAGGGGCUGUGUGACAGCAGCAGCUUCGAGUGCAACCACAUGCUGGAGGAGCACGAAGACCAUUUAGAGACCUGGUGGUUCAAGAGGAAAACAAAACAUCCUGAUCUGCGUAAAUGGUUCUGCAUCGACACCAUCAAAGUGUGCUGUCCGACGGGAACGUUUGGACCGGACUGCAAAGCCUGUGUCGGCGGCUCUGAUUCACCUUGUCACGGAAACGGACAGUGUGAUGGAGACGGAACUCGCGGAGGCAACGGAAAGUGCAGCUGUGACGACGCCUAUGAAGGGGAGUUCUGCCUGGACUGCAUCGACGGCUACUUCAACGAAGUGAGGAACGCCACCUUCUCUCUGUGCACAGAAUGUGACCCUUCCUGCAAAACCUGCACUGGAGCGACCAAUCGGGACUGUGAUGAGUGCAAGGACGGCUGGCAGGACGACGACGACGAAGCUUGUGUCGAUGUAAACGAGUGCUCCGCAGACCCUUCCCCGUGUGAGGAAGAUCAAUACUGCCUUAACACGCAAGGCUCUUACUCCUGUGCAGCUUGUGACAAAGUGUGCUCCGGUUGCACCGGGGCCGGUCCUGAUAAGUGCCAGGCUUGUGCCACCGGGUACCAAGACACAGAGGGCACCUGCACAGAUGUUGACGAGUGUUCCCAGCCAGAGGCCGUAUGCACCAAAGAACACGAGCAGUGUGUCAACACUGAAGGCAGCCAUGUGUGCAUCUGCUCCAGUGGUUAUGAGAAGCAAGAGGGCGAGUGUGUCCAAACGAUGCAGCCUGAAAAAGAAGAGGAGUCAGAAGCGUCUGAGACGACCACGAGUGCACACCUGGAGCUUUGAUUCAAAGACCGAGACGCAUCAGGAACUCUGCACAUCUGAAGACACGCAUUUUUAAUAUGUCGAGUACAUGUGCUAAAUGUACAAGAUGCACUUGUGCUGGCCAAGCAAGUUUUUCUCCAGCAGUGGAUCAUGGAUUAAUGGACAAAAACAGACAUUUUAUGCCCUCAAUACCCAGGUCUUUGUUGCUUCCUGUGGUCUGAUCAAAGUACCACUUGUUGUCUUUAUUUUGUUGUUUUAAAAACAAAGGUCCAAUAAAGUUGAAUUAAAUAUA
Pungitius pungitius (ninespine stickleback) is the source of this 1594-nucleotide messenger RNA. It is a transcript of the gene creld2, whose product is annotated as cysteine-rich with EGF-like domains 2. Lineage: Eukaryota; Metazoa; Chordata; Actinopteri; Perciformes; Gasterosteidae. Gene Ontology annotation, molecular function: calcium ion binding. The coding region runs from base 238 to 1323 and encodes 361 amino acids. The transcript is spliced from 10 exons. The record is from RefSeq and is a predicted model, not a curated record.